Messenger RNA from Neogale vison (American mink), 3689 nucleotides. It is a transcript of the gene ARF3, whose product is annotated as ADP ribosylation factor 3. NCBI's taxonomy places the organism in Eukaryota, Metazoa, Chordata, Mammalia, Carnivora, Mustelidae. The transcript is spliced from 5 exons. The record is from RefSeq and is a predicted model, not a curated record. Bases 289 to 834 code for a protein of 181 amino acids. Gene Ontology annotation, biological process: vesicle-mediated transport; intracellular protein transport. Gene Ontology annotation, molecular function: GTP binding; GTPase activity. Gene Ontology annotation, cellular component: plasma membrane; cytoplasm.
GCCGCACAGCUCCCGUUGCCGUCGCGGCUUCCGGUGCUAGGUGGAGGAAAGGAAGGAGGGAGCUGGGGAGCGGGGCCAGGGGAGCAGCCUUGCCGAAAUCGGCGUGGGGGAGUCGGAGGGAGCGGAACCAGUGCAGAGCGGAACCUGCGGGGGCGGAGGCGGUGGCUGUGGCGGCGGAGCUGGGAGCAGGAACAGGAUCGUGUUCUCCAUACCAGGGCCCGGGCCAAAACCAGACUGCCACUGCCCGCACUUGAGCCCUCCUGUCCUCAGAAAGUGGUUGCUGUGAUCAUGGGUAAUAUCUUCGGAAACCUUCUGAAGAGCCUGAUUGGGAAGAAGGAGAUGCGCAUCCUGAUGGUGGGCUUGGAUGCUGCAGGGAAGACCACCAUCCUGUAUAAGCUGAAACUGGGUGAGAUCGUCACCACCAUCCCCACCAUUGGGUUCAACGUGGAGACAGUGGAGUACAAGAAUAUCAGCUUCACAGUUUGGGAUGUGGGUGGCCAGGACAAGAUUCGACCUCUCUGGAGACACUACUUCCAGAACACCCAAGGCUUAAUAUUUGUGGUCGACAGUAAUGACCGGGAGCGAGUAAAUGAGGCCCGGGAGGAGCUGAUGCGGAUGCUGGCGGAGGAUGAGCUCCGGGAUGCAGUACUCCUUGUCUUUGCAAACAAACAGGAUUUGCCUAAUGCUAUGAACGCUGCUGAGAUCACAGACAAGUUGGGCCUGCAUUCCCUGCGUCACCGCAACUGGUACAUUCAGGCCACCUGUGCCACCAGCGGGGACGGGCUGUACGAAGGCCUGGACUGGCUGGCCAAUCAGCUCAAAAACAAGAAGUGAGAGCCAGACAGCCCUAUCCGACCACCCUACCCACCCCUGACGCACCUACUGUCUCCCUGCCCCAGCCCUGCCCCUUCCUUCCCAUUGCCAGUGUGGCCAGGGCCCUGGGUAUCAUGUUCGCAUGCCCAACAAGAGCCUUGCCCCCUGCCCUUCCUCCACUCCCCUGUCCAUGACCAGUCCCCAGUUGCUGUCCUGAUGAUGAAUCAUUCCAAUUUAUCGGCUUUAAAACAAAAACAAGGUUGUUAUGGUUUCAUGGGUGGCCCCCCCAUCCUCUGGGGUUUGGGAGGGGUGGUGGGGUGGGGUAUUCUCUCCGUUCACUUCAUUUGGCUCUGGUUGCUGUGCUCUUGGCAUCUCAGUCUCUUCCCUCUCCCCACCGCUUCCUCUCCUACUCCCCAUCUUCCUUUCCUUUGCCCCUUUCUUCCUGUUCUACAUGGAAAUUGCACGGGCCUCUCUUUGUGUGUGCGUGCGUGUGUGCGCGUGUAUAUACGUGUAUAGAGAGAUGUAUAUGCAGGGGGAAGGGUGGAGGGGUGGGGUGAGACUCAGUGCUGGGGGCCAGGUCACACUGCCCACUCCAGUCUAUCAUUUGCCCCUCCCAUGCUGGUGAGAUAAAGGGAAGAAGGUAGAGGCAGGAAGGUAGAGGGAAGGCUGCCGCAGUCUUGCACUGGUUCCUCUCCUCUCUGUGUGUAGGUUUUUCUGGAUGAUAGGACAGAUGAUGGAUUUUCCACCACCAUCUUUCUUGUACCCCUCUCUCCACCCCGUUCAGGGCAGGGGGGUGGUGUUUAUAGCUAGAUGACUGUUCCCAAGGAGAUGCCAUUCUGCCCUGCCUUGCCAGUGGGAAGGAGAGAAGAGCCCACUCACUCUUAUCAGCCCAGUAUUCAGCUGAUCCUCCUCCUCAUCCUUAGAUCUGUUCCUCAGGAGCCUGUGAGGAGGAUGGUGAAGGGGAACAAGACCAUGGGGUAUGUUUGGGAUCCAGGGCACGGGGCGGGUGGGCCUCAGGUUUUCCAUCUUCAUCCUUUUGUGUUGUUAGGAGAAGGUGAGGCAUGGAUCAGUCUACUCUUGCCUUCCCAUGCCCCCCCUUCCUCAUCUUCUGAUCUCGGGGACUGGGUGGUUCAUCUCUCCUUUGUCAGAGUGUCCUCAUGCUAGUAGUCCUGCUGACCUGACCAGGGCUGGCUGGGUGGUUUAAUGGGGAGCAGGGGAGUGGGGGUGACAUGGCAGGCCUCAGUUUCAAUUCCCCUGUUCUCCACUUCUCUCUUUUUCUAGUCUGGGAUGUGCUGAAGGCUGAAAAUCUUCUUUUCUGUUUUUAGACCCUCAGACUAUCCUGCUGUCCCUCCUCACACCACCCCAACAGUUUUCUUCUGCCCAUUUCAGCCCCUUCCCAUGAAUCAGUUUGAGGCUUGGAGUGGAGGAAAUUAGAACUCUGAAGUAGUUGUUGGUGCUGGUGGGAUGUAGUGGUCUUCAGGGUCCUCCCACCAUUAUGUAGUUGUUCAGAAACUGCUGCUACUGCGUCUCUCUGUUUACAGGGGGCGCUUGUCCCUGAGGUCCUGGCCUGGGUCCUGACUUUGCGGUUUCUAUGAAGCCGUGGCUUUUCUGUGGGCUCCCGUGUGUGCUGGCUGCGCCCUGAGCUCCAAAACAGCCGCCCAUGACCUUUCUGCUAUGGUCCGGGCCCAGGCCCCCUGUCCGCUCCUUCCCCCACAACAUGGCUGAGGGGCCCCUUCCCAGAAGGACUGUCCCAAGCCCAACCCAUGGGGCCAGGCUUCCUGCCACCUUUGUCUACAACAGGCAGAUCAGUACCCCCACCCUACUCCAGGUUGAACUGUGAAAGAGAGGUUCCAAGGGUGUCUCCCUCAGUGCCAGUUCCUUAGUGAUGUACUGUUUACCCAAGAUGCAGUGGAAGUGUGCAGGUCUCCUGAUCUCUAGGCCUGUGUAUGUGUGUGUGUGUGUGUGUGUGUGUGUGCGUGCACAUGUGUGUAUUUGGUGGCAGGGGUAAGGGGAGAGGUGUGCUGGAGCUUCUAGUUCAUUUUAACAUGUAUUCACUCCCCUGACCCCGUGGAUGCAUUCCCCCGCCCCUUUCCUUUGCCUCUGCCUCUGCCUCUGUUCCCUCUUUUUUUUUUUUUUUUUUUGCUCCUGCACUUGUUGCCUCUCCCCUCCUGAAUUCUUUCCUUUGCCUCCUUUGCCUUCUCAACUCAUUCACUGCUGUUGCCUAUCUGUCUCCCCUUUCCUUGUUUCGUUCCUACUUAGGAUUUUCCACUCUUGGUCUCUUCAGUAGCUGAGGAUUUUGCCUCUUCUCCUGCCUCCCAGUCUGACCGUCCCUAGUUAGAUGGCAGUCCCAAUUAUGUUUUUCUUAUUUAAGGCCCACCCCUACCUUGUUUUGGGGGGCUCCAGAGACCAGUGGGCCUGAGGGUGUUAGGCAGCAGCCUUGGAGGUUGCCUUGGUGUUGCUUAAGGAUCCAUCCAGCAGGGGGCAGUAAGUGAUCGUGGUAGUGUCCUUGGCUGCUAGGCCCUUGGCAGGGGUGGUCCUUGCUACAGUCCCAUUCUCCUAAAAGCUCUUUUUGGAUUGGGUUUCUCAUUCCAUUUUUGCCUGCUCCCUCCCACACUCUCCUCUGGUAGAUUUAAUUUUAUGCUUUCCUCUGUUACAGCCUUUCUUUUCCCCUAGAGAUUCCCCUCUGCCUCCCUCCCCUCCGAAGUUUGUUUUGUGGUGUUACAGUGGUAACUGCAGUCCUGGUUUUUCUCUUCUUUUUUUUCCCCCUCUGGAAUGUAGACUGUAUAUGUUUAAUAACUCACCUUCUCUCUCCUUGCCCAAAAUGUGGGAUACACGACGACUGUGACCCUGGUUGGAAAUUAAACUUGUUUUAUGCA